AUGUCCCCCGUCGCACAAGGCUCUGCAAUCCCCAGCAAGGCCUUCGACACAGCCUCUCCUUCACUCGAUGAGAAGAAGGAGCAUGUUGCUGUAGAGGCUGUGAGGGAGCUUUCCUCGAGCGCGAGCUCCGACGCAGACACUGACGACGAUGAGGAGGACGUCCCAGACAUUCCCGCCCAUCUCGCCAUCUCUCUCAGCCAUGUGAGCCGCAACCUGAGCCGCAGGCUGAGCCAGACCAACUCUCGUGUCCCUGGAGGGGACGAGCUGGAGCCCUCCCAGAAGAAGCAGCAGGACAGACCCAAGGAGUUCAGCACUGUGACUGCUGAGAUCACAUUCAUCGCGGUGUGCUCCAUGUCCCUGAUGAUGUUCUCCUUCCUCAUCGGAAAUGUCACUGCCAACCAGCAGCAGUUCCGCGAUGCAUUGGGCCUCAAGAAUGCAGAGAUCCCAUGGAUCAACGGCGCCUUCACCACUGCCAACGGCUUGUCCGUGGUCAUCUCCGGAUCCAUCACCGAUCUCAUGCCCCCGAAGGGUCUACUUGUGGGCUCGUUCCUCGGCAUCACAAUCUGGCACGUUGUUGGUGUCUUCUCCAUCACCCCCGACUUGAAGAUCCUCUUCUUCGUCGUCCGCGCCCUCCAGGGCCUCUUCGUCGGCGUCCUCGUCUCAGGGUCCAUCAGCAUCCUCGGCCGCGUCUACAAGCCCGGCCUGCGCAAGAACCGCGUCUUCUCCGCCAUGGCCGCCUGCGCCCCCUUUGGCUUCUGGCUCGGUCUCCUCCAGGGCGGCGGGCUCGCAGACCACCUCAAGUGGGUGUACGGCAGCAACGCCAUCAUCUCCGGCGCCUUCAGCCUGGCCGCCUACCUCUCCAUCCCGAAUCUCCAGCCCGUGGCCGAUAAGCCGGGCCAGAAGGCCGUCUCCAUGCGCCAGUUCGACUACGUCGGUGCCGCCCUCGCCAUCACCGGCUGCGUGUGCCUCCUCUUCGGCCUCACGCAGGGCGCCGUUGUCCACUGGGCGCCCUACACGCUCGCCCUCAUCGGCGUCGGUGCCGCGGCCAUCGUCGGCCUCUUCGUCGCGGAGCGCUACGUCGCGCGGCCCAUGAUCCCCACUACCCUCUGGCAGGUCAAGGGCUUCAUGCCGCUCAUGCUGGCCUACUUCCUCGGCUUCGGCACCUUCUUCGGCGGCUGGCAGUUCUUCGCCGUCCAGUUCUGGCUGCGCAUCCAGGGUGCCGCGCCCAUGACCGUCGCCCUCUACUUCCUCCCCAACGCCAUCGUCGGCGUGCUGGCGACGUGGAUCGUCAGCCGCAUCCUGCACCUCGUCCCGGGACACUACAUCUACGCCACCUCGAUGAUCUGCUUCACCAUGGGCUCGGCCUUCUUCCUCCCGCAGACGCCGACGACCAGCUACUGGGCCCUCGGCCUGCCGGGCGUGGCGCUCGUGACCUUUGGCCCGGACUUGGCCUUCGCCGCCGCCUCCAUCUUCAUCACGAGCAGCGUCCCGCGGUCCUACCAGGGGAGCGCCGGCAGCCUGCUGGUCACGAACCAGAACCUCUCGGCGGCCAUCUUCACCAGCAUCGCCGAGGCCAUCGGGGGACGCGUCGAUGCUGGGCCCGAGGGGGAGAUUGGGCUCACGGGCCUGCGGGCGAUUUGGUGGUUCGCGCUCGCGAGCCAGCUGGUUGCAGCGCUGAUUACAAUCAUCUGGGUGAGGAUCCCCAAGGAGGAGGAGAAGGAGCAUGCCAAUUAA
Molecule: messenger RNA, 1734 nt
Organism: Clonostachys rhizophaga
Lineage: Eukaryota; Fungi; Ascomycota; Sordariomycetes; Hypocreales; Bionectriaceae
Source: the annotation of a GenBank genome assembly